AUGCUACGAGACAUUAACGAUUCAGAGUUAACAUUCGGUGGAAAAGUUGUCGUUUUUGGUGGAGAUUUUCGCCAGGUUUUACCUGUGGUUCGUAAAGGAACAAGACAAGAACAUGUUAACGCCAAUUUGGUUUCUUCUUACUUGUGGCCUACAUUGAUCAAGUUUCAUUUGACUGAAAAUAUGCGAGCAAGAUUGGAUCCAAUCUUUUCAGAAUAUGUGUUAGAAUUGGGCAACGGAAUGCCACCAAUCACAGUUGAUGAAACUAUAAAAAUUCUUGAUGGCAUGCUUAUUCCUUACGAAGAUGACUGUACUUCUUUGGAUCAUUUAAUAGAUGCUGUUUUCCAUGAUAUUCAUGAAUAUUCAAUAAAUAUUUCAGCUAUGAUGAAUCGGGCCAUAUUAACACCAAAGAACAGUUAUGUUAAUGAAAUAAAUGCAUUACUAAUUCAUAGAUUUUCUGGUGAGCUUAAGCGAUAUUAUAGCUUUGAUGAAGCAAUAGAUACAUCUGAACAGUCAAUUAUGGAAGAUUUUUUAAAUACUCUAACCCCAAAUUUUCUUCCUCCUCAUGAAUUGUUACUGAAGAUAAACUGUCCUAUCAUGCUGCUUAGAAACAUUAAUCCUUCAGAAGGACUAUGCAACGGAACACGUCUAAUUUGUCUGGCUUUUGAUCAAAAUGUCAUUGAUGCAAAAAUCGCAAUUGGGCAUCACAGCGGAAAAAGGGUCUUUAUUCCAAGGAUCCCAUUCUUACCAAAUGUUGAUGAAAAUAGUGGCUUCCCAUUCAAAUGA
Carya illinoinensis is the source of this 783-nucleotide messenger RNA. RefSeq lists its product as uncharacterized. Gene Ontology annotation, molecular function: DNA helicase activity. The coding region runs from base 1 to 783 and encodes 260 amino acids. Lineage: Eukaryota; Viridiplantae; Streptophyta; Magnoliopsida; Fagales; Juglandaceae. The transcript has a single exon. The record is from RefSeq and is a predicted model, not a curated record. Gene Ontology annotation, biological process: DNA repair; telomere maintenance.